Molecule: messenger RNA, 334 nt
Organism: Staurois parvus
Lineage: Eukaryota; Metazoa; Chordata; Amphibia; Anura; Ranidae
Source: the annotation of a GenBank genome assembly
GACUCCCAAAGGCAGAGGCAUGAUGGGACUUGUAGUUUGGCAACAGCUGGAAGGCCGCCGGUCUGACACCCCUGCUUCAGAACCACAAGUCCCAUGAGACAUUGCAGGGUUGACAGGUACAAGCAUGACUCCCAAAGGCAGAGGCAUGAUGGGACUUGUAGUUUGCCAACAGCUGGAGGGCCGAUGGUCUGACCCCCUGUUUUCAAAACUACAAGUCCAUGAGGCAUUGCAAAAACUGACAGUUACAAGCAUGACUCUCAAAGGCAGAGGCAUGAUGGGACUUGUAGUUUGCAGCAGCUGGAGGGCUGCCAGUUUGACACCCUGGUCUAGGGUG